This is a messenger RNA of Anopheles merus, 1890 nucleotides long. RefSeq lists its product as uncharacterized. Lineage: Eukaryota; Metazoa; Arthropoda; Insecta; Diptera; Culicidae. The record is from RefSeq and is a predicted model, not a curated record. The coding region runs from base 36 to 1880 and encodes 614 amino acids. The transcript is spliced from 3 exons. Gene Ontology annotation, molecular function: protein binding.
GGCAGAAGCAAUAGCGUCGAACACAAUCUCACAAAAUGGAACAAAAUACAGCUGAUUGUAGUGAACCAUCAAGCAAAAAGCGUAGAAAAGAUGAUUCGGAUACGCUCAACCAGACAGAGUGCGAAAUCGAUCACAUAAACCGUUUGCCAUACGAGAUACUUUGUAAAAUCUUUCAACACCUCUACCUGGAAGACCAGCUCCCGUGUGCGCUGGUCUGCAAACGCUGGUAUGCGAUUUUGCGCUCCGAACCGUUCCAGGAGCGCAUGAGCUUCAACUAUAGCCACUGCUUCGGGCUGCCGAUCGCGAGCCAUCACCUACAGUACAUGGCCAGUGCGUUCCACUGCGUGUUCGACGACUGUGGCUCCGACCCGGUCCCUGCCAAUCAGGCAAAGGUGCUCGAAAUGGUACGGAAGGCAACCGCUGCCAACGAUGUGCCGGGCCCAUCGUCCAGACCAACGCCGGCGAGCGCUGCCGGUUUGCUCACACCCGAGCAGCUACUGUUCUCCGGCGAGCUGCCACUGAAGAGCCUCCACAUCAAAGCAUCGUUCGAUCGGAUGCGCCGCUUUCUAGCCGAUCGGUUAAAGAACAUGCAAAACCUGCAGCACCUCACGCUUACCGUCUUGGCCGAGGUGGCGGGAGACGAGCUGCCGGAAAAGGCACCGCGCUGGGUAAUCGAGCACGGUACGCUCCCGAGCCUCACCUGGCAGCUGUUCGCCAACACGAACGGGUACGAGCUAAAGCUGCCGGCGCUCGAGCGCUACACGGUGGACGUUGCGAACGAUUUCGACCUGCACUAUCUGAUGGAGUGCAGCGAGCAGCUGGUCGAGCUGACCGUGUGGUUUUACUUCGAGCGCGCGAUGGAGCAAACACUUACCCGGCCGUUCCCGCGCCUAAGGAAGCUGCUGAUGAAGCGGUUCGACAAGGGUCCCCUCUCGCCCGAACCAAACACGCGCGGGGACGAUCUGGCCGCGGACCGGUUCGCGCAAAGUGCCCCGCUGCUCAAGGACCUUACCAUCGAUUCGUGCACGGUUGCGUACCGGAUCUUUCGUGCGGUGUGUCUCCACAAUGCCGGCACGCUGACACGGCUCACGCUAAGCGAUGUCAUCUUUCCGCGCGCCCUGUUUGUGCUCAUCCUCGAGCUGAAGAAUCUGGAGUUCCUGCGCCUCGAAGAGUGCAUCCUUGAGGAAGGAAGUCGGCUACGGCACGUCGACCUGCCGAAGCUCCAGCAGCUCGAGCUCAUCAACAGCGGCACCUGCUUCCGGCUCGAUGCUGGCUUUGCGCACGUGCGCCGGCUACAGUACAGCAUGGAUUCGCAGCUGUCGCGGCUCUGCCGCCACCUGACCAUGCUGGAGGAGUUGGAGAUAGUGCUGCGCACCAGGGCGCCCGUUGCGGAAGCGAUACGCGAACACUUCCGUUCCCUCGCCCUGCUGCCGGGUCUGCGCACGUUAACCAUCAACGGGAUGAAAACGAACACCCGCCCCUGGGACCACUGCCAACCGAUGCCAAACGUGGAGCAGCUAAUACUGCGCCGGUGCUAUCUGUUGCGCGGUAACUUUGCCCUGCUGCCGAAACUGUUCCCCGGGCUGAAAGUGCUCACGCUGGAAGGCACGAUGAUUGCGUACCGGCGGCUGCCGGACGGUGUGCAGCCGGUCGCUUUCUUGCAGCGCCGAUUAAAAGGCUACCUGCCGCGCUGCUCCGUGACGUUGCGUCACUGUGACGCCGAACCGGUCAGCACGGUGCUCAAGAUGGAGGACGAGGUACGGUGGCGGACGCAGCUGUUCGAGCAGGGCCACAUGAAGCAAAUACCCUACGGGCAGACGGAGGGGAAGAAAGAAAAGAAACGGCGUAAGAAGAUCUGGAAUGAAUCGAUGUGUGAUUGAACGGACCUUA